Messenger RNA from Penaeus chinensis, 1784 nucleotides. RefSeq lists its product as uncharacterized. Gene Ontology annotation, cellular component: membrane. Gene Ontology annotation, biological process: G protein-coupled receptor signaling pathway. Gene Ontology annotation, molecular function: C-C chemokine receptor activity. NCBI's taxonomy places the organism in Eukaryota, Metazoa, Arthropoda, Malacostraca, Decapoda, Penaeidae. The record is from RefSeq and is a predicted model, not a curated record. The coding region runs from base 1 to 1335 and encodes 444 amino acids. The transcript is spliced from 5 exons.
AUGGAUUCCUCGGAGCUCUUCGUCGCCGCCGCCAGCGCCUCCCCCGCUGAGGACGCCUCAGGGGGCUCUGGCGUGCGAACGUUCCCCAUCUUCGGCGCCGUCAGCCUCAUCAUCGUCGUAGUAGGUGGCACCGGAAACCUCUUCCUUAUCUACUUGUCCUUCAAGAAGUCCAAACUGCUAACUGCCAUCAACCAGCUGUUGCUGAGUCAGUGCUUCAUCAACCUGACGGUGUGCUUCGUGGGCAUCCCCAUCAAGGCUUUCCUGGAGGCCAGUGGCUUAGAGUUCUCCGCUCGGGACUCCCUGUGCUGGUUCGUCCUGUCCUGGAUCAACGCGAGUUGGGCCAACUUCUGCUUCAGCCUCUGCGUCGUCGCUUCCGUCAGGCUGCUGUACACUGUGGCGCCGCUGCGGAUGCACAACCUGCAGGAGGAGCGAGUGGCGGCGCUGUCCUGCGGCAUUCUCUUGCUGGACCAGUUGGCGUGGUUCGUGGUUUCUAUAUUGGAGGACGAACCCCCCUUCGGCAGCGUGACCUGCUUCGUCGAAAAGAUCCAGCACACUUCAAGAAGGAUCAUCGCGGCCAUCGCCUUCAACCUCACGUGCCUCGUGAUAACUCUGGGCACGUAUCUGGGCAUCACCUUCUCCACGGCCCGGCACCCGCUCCCGCCCCCGGCCACCAGCAGCCAGAGGAACCUCAUCACGGCAAGGACCGGCAUCAUUCAGUGUGUGUUUUUUCUGCUCACGUACAUGCUGCCCAUCGGGACGCGGUGGCUGAGCUACCAAGGAGUCAUCUUGCCGACCACGCUCGCGCAAGGCAACUUCUUCUUCGUGUUUUUCUUCCAGUGCUCCGUGUACCCUUUCCUCACCAUCGUCUCCUCGACUAUCCUUCGCAAAGAGACUCUGGCUAUAGUAGCGACCCUGAAGGCAAGGGUUAUGCCCGUGCCCGUAUGCAGAACCAGAAGGGUCGAGCCGGAGGUAUGCGUCGCCGAGCGGGGCCUUGCGGAGUCGCCCCAAGGGACUCCGAAGGCAGCCUCCAGCCCUGGCAGCCCGGACUCCCGUAAUCGAAUCUCGCUCGUUACCCCGGACACGUGGAACACCAGGCUCGCCUCAUCCGUAUUUCCGGAUGAACAAACCAUAGGAUCUUCCGCCCAUGGUGCAUUUACAAUUAAUUGCAGUGACAGAAUCUCCCAGUUGAGCACUACAGACAAACAAAGGUCCCACGCACCUCUCGAAGAAGGAGGCGACGACCAGCCUGAGUCAAACCGAGGUCUCGACGUGCGUGCGGAAGCAUCUGUUGACAGUUCACCCGAUGAGAAUCUCGCUUCGAGUACUGAAUUAUGAAAUGUUUGUAACUUAUGAUGCGCCGUAUAUGGGUGAAUGUAUCUAUAUUUUGCUUGUCUAUAUGAAGAUUCAUCUGUAGUCAGGUUAUGACCUCUACCCUUACUACAGAAGCCCUUUGAGUAUCACGGAAUUAAUGUUAAACAAUAUCAGGUUAAGGAAAAGAUAAUUUAUAUACAUAUACAUGAAUUCCGAGCUCGUAUGUAAGUGUGCAAGUUUAAAUAGUAAAUAAUGUAUGUAUACAGUUGUGCAUGUAUAUGUAACACACACACAUAUAUCAAAACAAGGCAAUCGCGUGGCUUCGGGUAUUCCUCUCCUGUACAAUUCCUUUGCACUCUUUCCGUCCAGUUCUUGAAACAAAUUAGUAUAGUUUAUUUUUCUAAGCAAAGGCAUUGCAUAUUAUAUUCAUGAGACAGCAACAUUUGUGAGAAAUAAAGAUAUACUGAAAAGUA